GAAAUUUUUACGUUUCUUAGGAGCUCCGUAAUAGUCAUUCAACCUUUGAAACGAUGGCCGAAAAAGAAAAAAAUUAAAAUAAAAUAAAAUAAAAAAAUUCCCCUCUCUCUCUCUCUCUCUCUCUCUCUCUCUCUCUCACGCAGUAGGCGUGAUGUGUGUGUGUUUAUGGUGAAUUGAUGCCACCACAGGCCCCCCCACGAUAAAAUGGUCUUCUUCCCAACCAAACACACUUUCACUCUCUCUCUCUCUCUCUGCUUUUUUAUCUUUUGGGUUUUUCAAAAAUUCAGAACUGUAUUUGAACAGAAGUAACUGAACUAGUGCUUUACUGAGUUAACUCGGUAUAUCUGCUUUCUCUUUCCGUGCUCUCCGCCUAUUCGAUUGAUUCAAGAGUUCAUCCCAAAGCGCAUCUCAAUUCUGGUGAUUUUUUUCUUCUUGUUUUCUCCUGUUUCGAAGUUCAGAUUUGGCAUUAGUGGAAUUUAAAUUGAUGUCUGGGAUGCUUGGUUUGGAAGGAAAGCAAAGAUUUUGGAUUGUAGAUUUGUAGCAUUUGGCUUUAAGAUUAUCCAUCUAAAUUGAGGAUAAGGUUUGGUUGGAUGGAGGUUGCAAAGCGGUGGUUUAGUAAGUUUAGUCUCAAAGAAAAGCCGAAGCCUUCGAAGAAGAAGGAAACCGCUAGUAAUGGGAAGGAAGGCCAGAAACCGGGUGCCAACGAUGAAGCGCCAUCGAAUGCCACUAAGCAAAAGGUUGCUGCUGCAAAGCAGUAUAUCGAAAAGCAUUACAAGGAGCAAAUGAAGAGUCUGCAGGAGCGUAGGGAACGGCGUAAUGUGCUGGAAAAGAAACUGGCUGAUGCUGAGGUUUCCGAGGAAGAGCAGAACAAUAUUCUUAAGUACCUUGAAAAAAAAGAGACAGAAUUCAUGCGUCGUCAAAGGCAUAAAAUGGGCGCUGAUGAUUUUGAGCCAUUGACGAUGAUAGGAAAGGGUGCAUUUGGCGAGGUUAGAAUAUGCAGGGAAAAGGCAACUAGCCAUGUCUAUGCCAUGAAAAAGCUUAAGAAAUCUGAAAUGCUUCGUAGAGGCCAGGUCGAACAUGUCAAGGCAGAAAGAAAUCUACUUGCGGAGGUUGACAGCAAUUGCAUUGUCAAGCUAUACUGUUCUUUCCAAGACGAGGAAUAUCUUUAUCUAAUAAUGGAAUACCUUCCCGGAGGAGACAUGAUGACUUUGUUGAUGCGUAAGGAUACCUUAACUGAAGAUGAGGCGAGAUUUUAUGUGGGGGAAACGGUCCUUGCUAUCGAAUCUAUCCAUAAGCACAACUAUAUUCACAGAGAUAUAAAGCCUGAUAACUUGCUUCUUGAUAGAAAUGGCCACAUGAAAUUGUCUGAUUUUGGACUAUGUAAACCGUUAGACUGCAGCAAUCUUCAUGAAAAAGAUUUUACGGCAGGAAAUAAUUAUAGCGGUGCCCUUCAAAGUGACGGGCGCCCUGCCCCUCCAAAGCGCACUCAGCAAGAGCAACUGCAGCAUUGGCAGAAGAACCGGAGAAUGCUUGCUUAUUCCACUGUUGGAACACCUGAUUAUAUUGCCCCGGAGGUUUUAUUAAAGAAGGGAUAUGGAAUGGAAUGUGACUGGUGGUCACUCGGUGCAAUUAUGUAUGAAAUGCUGGUGGGAUAUCCUCCUUUCUAUUCAGAUGAACCUAUGUCUACUUGUAGAAAGAUUGUAAACUGGCGAACGCAUUUAAAAUUUCCAGAAGAGGCAAAACUAUCACCCGAAGCUCAUGAUCUUAUUCGUCGGCUUCUAUGCAAUGUUGAACAAAGACUUGGGACAAAAGGUGCUCAUGAAAUAAAGGCUCAUCCGUGGUUCAAAGGUAUCGAGUGGGAUAAGUUGUAUCAAAUGAAAGCUGCAUUUAUUCCAGAAGUUAAUGAUGAGUUGGACACUCAAAAUUUUGAGAAAUUUGAAGAGACUGACAAUCAAAUUCCAACGGCAAUGAAAUCGGGUCCAUGGAGGAAGAUGCUCUCUUCCAAGGAUGUCAAUUUUAUGGGUUAUACAUACAAAAACUUUGAGAUUGUGAACGAGAACGAAGUUCCUGGAAUUGCCGACCUGAAGAAGAAGAGCACUAGACCUAAACGGCCAACUGUGAAGGCCCUUUUCAAGGAAGAUUCUGAUUCCGGUUCUGUCCAACAAAACCAGGGAAGUUUCCUUAAUCUGUUGCCUCCGCAGUUAGAAGUCUCGAAAGGCGAGGAAUCGAAACAUCUCUAAUCUGCUGACAGUGUCAGGCAAAACCAUAGUGAAUCCAUCAUACAGAAAACAACAUUUAUACAGUCUGAUCUUAUUCCUGAAAGUUAUAUAGUCUGUGUUGUGAUGCUCCAGUUCUGAUGAUCUUUGAAGUGUAAGUAUUUGAGGGAAGAAAAGGGCUCUGUAUUUGCCUUGCUUCUUUUGCUUCUUCAUCUUGUGUAAAUUAUUAUUCUUGAAGUGCAAAUAACAUUUUUUUUUCA
Messenger RNA from Ipomoea nil (Japanese morning glory), 2476 nucleotides. RefSeq names its product serine/threonine-protein kinase tricorner-like. The transcript has 14 exons. Gene Ontology annotation, molecular function: ATP binding; protein serine/threonine kinase activity. NCBI's taxonomy places the organism in Eukaryota, Viridiplantae, Streptophyta, Magnoliopsida, Solanales, Convolvulaceae. Gene Ontology annotation, biological process: intracellular signal transduction; peptidyl-serine phosphorylation. The record is from RefSeq and is a predicted model, not a curated record. Bases 591 to 2240 code for a protein of 549 amino acids.